This is a messenger RNA of Aspergillus sclerotioniger CBS 115572, 639 nucleotides long. RefSeq lists its product as uncharacterized. NCBI's taxonomy places the organism in Eukaryota, Fungi, Ascomycota, Eurotiomycetes, Eurotiales, Aspergillaceae. The transcript is spliced from 2 exons. The coding region runs from base 1 to 639 and encodes 212 amino acids. The record is from RefSeq and is a predicted model, not a curated record.
AUGGCUGAAGAGAAACACUCAGCACUUGACCAGGAGUCUGGUCUCUGUCAAGUUAGCUCAUGCCAGACUAUUGCGACUCGCUAUAUGCAGAUGCUUCUUGAACUGGACUAUAUUCCAUGGUUCUACAGCGUUCUCGCAGGCGCCGGUCAUUGGGUUCUAUUAGCUGGAUAUCUAGUGGUUCCUGGAACAUUUACCUCCCUCCAAGAGAAAACAAAAGACUUAGAUGAAGUUCUUACAAAGGAUAGCGUCGAGGAAUCUGUUAUUAAGGCUAUUAGGAAUCCACCGCUUCUCGGAAUAUCCUGUUCUUGCCUUGCCCUGGGUGUUACUCUCAUGCUGUGGCUCUCUUGGGAGAGAAGAAAUAAUUAUAUCUGGCUGGUUAACAAGUUAUUUAUACCAACAUUCUUAAAUGCCAUGGCAGGGCUGGUAAGCACAUUGAUCAAUAUAUACACAGCCCAGGGCGGUGAUUGGUCAAUCAUAGCAAUAAUGACUGUGAUUGCAACUGGCCUCUCAAUGGUAGUGUCCAUGACCCUGACCAUCUUUUACAAAUUUUGCAAGCUGGAAUCAGUAAAGCGAGAGCAUGAGAUGGAGAUAAGUGCGAGGUUUCAUAAGGUAUCACCAAAGUCAAGUGACAGUGUAUAG